Molecule: messenger RNA, 10065 nt
Organism: Ostrinia nubilalis (European corn borer)
Lineage: Eukaryota; Metazoa; Arthropoda; Insecta; Lepidoptera; Crambidae
Gene: msps
Product: protein mini spindles
Exons: 40
Coding region: 227-7417 (2396 amino acids)
Biological process (GO): mitotic spindle organization; establishment or maintenance of microtubule cytoskeleton polarity; microtubule polymerization
Cellular component (GO): centrosome; spindle pole; kinetochore
Molecular function (GO): microtubule plus-end binding; microtubule plus end polymerase activity
Source: RefSeq, a predicted model, not a curated record
CAUUUCGCAAACUCAAAAAAACGACGACGGAAAAGAAAAAGGCAGUUCUUUUUGUCGGUUACAAUAAAUCUUUUCUUUAGAUAAUGUGACUCAUUUACUGUUUAUCCUGUCAGUGCUUAAUUAAUAAAGUUUUGUCGCGAAGACUCGGCGAAGAUAGGUUUUUAACGAGAAGAAAAAAAAAUUGACAAAGAGCUGAAUAGUUAAUUAAAACUGACACACCUUCAAAAUGGAGGAUGAGAAUGAGUAUAAGAAGUUGCCGACCGACGACAAGUGUGUCCACAAAUUAUGGAAAGCCCGAUUGGCGGGGUAUGAAGAAGCCAUCAAACUAUUCAAUCAGAUUGAUGAUGAAAAAUCACCGGAGUGGAACAAAUACCUGGGACUGAUUAAGAAGUUCGUCACAGAUAGCAAUGCAGUGGCACAGGAAAGAGGUCUGGAGGCAGCACUGGUGUUCGUAGAAAAUUGCGGACAUGCCGGCAAGACGGCCGGCGAGGUGAUGUCAGGCAUCGUCGCCAAGUGCAUAGCCGCGCCCAAAACGAAGACUAAAGACCUUGCCUUGCAGGUGACACUAAUGUACGUAGAGAUAGAGAAACACGAAGUAGUCGAAGAGGAACUCCUAAAAGGCAUGGAGCAUAAGAACCCUAAGAUUGUGUCGGCCUGCACCGCGGCAUUGAACACGGCCCUCAAGCAGUUCGGCAACAAAGUCAUAGCCAUCAAGCCUAUGGUGAAGAAGAUACCGAUACUGUUGGCAGACAGGGACAAAGGCGUGAGGGACGAGAUGAAAGCGCUGGUCGUUGAGAUGCACAGAUGGAUCGGUGCCGCCAUAGAGCCUCACAUCGCCUCUCUCCAAGCGGUGGUGCAGCAAGAACUCCGCGAAUCCUUCAGCGCGGGCGGCGGCGCUUCGCCCACCAGAUACCUGCGGUCCCAGCAACACAGGGUUAGGGACACAGCUACUGCUGACUCCACUGAUGGCGCGGCCGAAGAUGAAGACGCCGAGACAGGCGGCGGCGACUCCGGUGACAUGGACCCGUACGACCUAUUAGACCCCGUGGAGAUCCUCUCCAAGAUCCCCAAGGACUUCUACGAUAAAUUGGAGGCGAAGAAAUGGCAAGAGAGAAAAGAGGCCCUGGACUCCCUGGACAAUCUGCUCAAAAGCGCACCCAAAUUGGAACCGGGAGAUUACGCUGAUCUGGUUCGAGCUUUGAAAAAGGUGAUAUCCAAAGACACGAACGUCAUGCUAGUCGCGCUCGGCGGGCGUCUGCUCGGCGCAUUAGCCCUGGGUCUGCGCGGGCGCUUCCAGCCUUAUGCAGUCGCGUGCGUGCAGGCCAUCCUCGACAAGUUCAAGGAGAAGAAGACCAACGUGGUGGCUGCACUACGGGAGGCCAUCGACGCUAUAUACCCUUGCACGAACCUUGAAAACAUAAUGGAAGAUAUGAUGGCAGCGUUCGACAACAAGAAUCCAUCAAUCAAAGCGGAGAGCGCGUUAUUCCUAGCAAGAGCGCUGUGCCUCACGCAACCGGCUGCAUUCAAUAAAAAACUGAUCAAGGCGUAUGUUGCUGGACUGCUGAAGUUGUUGGAAAGCGCUGACCCAUCGGUCCGAGACGCGGCCGCCGAAGCCCUAGGCACCGCCACGAAGCUAGUCGGAGAGAAGAACAUCGCGCCGCAUAUUGGCAAGCUUGACAACCUCAAGGAACAGAAGAUCAAGGAGUUUGCUGAUAAGGCGGUGAUCCAAGUGAAAGUCGCGGCUCCGAAGAAAGAAGCCAAGCCGAAGGCGGCCGUGGCGCCGUCAGGCAAGGGCGACGCCAAGCCCAGCGCUGGGUCUACACAACCGAAGCCUGUCAAACGCCCAGCUUCUGGCGCAGUGAAGAAAGCCGGCGUGGGCGGCGCCAAGAAGUCGCCGGCGGCGCGCGCGCAACCUAGCCCGCCGCGCGAGCACGAGCUGUCGCCCGAGGAAGUGGACGCCAGGGCUGAAAUGCUCUUCACCCCUGACAUCCUUACAGGCCUAGGGGACAGCAACUGGAAAAACCGUCUCACAGCAGUCCAAGGCUUCCACUCCACCGUCCAAGGACUGAGCAGCGCCGAUGCGCAAGCGCAAGUGUUGUACCGCACGCUCAACAAGAAGCCUGGGCUACGGGACACCAAUGUGCAGGUGCUACGCGCACGACUGGAGGCAUGCAAGCACAUCACCGAGAACUUCCCCGUCACCACGACAGCGGCAGACUUCGUCCUCCAAGACGUGGUGACCAAGCUAGGCGAGGCGUCGUGCACCGCCAUAUCUGCGGAAUGCCUUACUUGCCUUGCGGAGGCGUGUGGCUUGGAGCACAUAUUGAAUGAGGGCCUGACCUUUGCCAUGGAUUCCCAGAAGAACCCCAAGGUCCAGGCCGAGAUGUUCAACUGGAUGUCCAAUGCUAUCAAGGAGUUUGGAUUCUCCAUGAACAUACGGUCCAUAGUCGCGCACUGCAAAAAGGCUCUCUCAGCAACAAACCCCAACGUUCGCACAUCCACGGUGAACUUCCUGGGCAUUCUGUCGCUGUACGUCGGGCCGUCGCUCAUCAACCAUUUCGACAGCGAGAAGCCGGCCACCAAGCAACUCAUCAGCUUGGAGCUGGACAAAUACGCGAAUAGCACGCCGCCCACGCCUACUAGGCAGUUGGGGACUGUCAGUAAGUCUGCAAGCAAAGGCUCCAUGGGCGACGACAUCGAAGAAGCGUACGAGGACGCAGCUGAAGACGAACCGCCGGUCGUUGAGGACUCCAGACCGCGCACCGACAUAGCGCCUCUUAUUACGGAUGCCCUUGUAGCUGAAAUUAAUGAUAAGAACUGGAAGGUCCGCAACGAAGCGCUGGACAAGCUGAAAGCCAUCAUCACCAACUCGUCUCCCAUCAAGCCUUCCCUCGGCGAGUUGCCCGCAGCGCUCUCCGCUCGGCUACUCGAUUCAAACUCGAAGCUGGCUCAGAGCGCGCUGCACAUCUGCGAGUCGCUCGCCAGCGCCAUGGGACCCAAGUGCAAGACGCACGUGCGGACCUUCUUCCCGGCCUUCUUCCAAGCUUUCGGAGACAGCAAGCAAUGGAUCCGGACGUCUGCCGUGUCAUGUGUAGAGACAUGGUGCCGCGAGGCGGGACCUCAGGCGCCCUUCGACGGAGAAAUGGUGUUCGACGCCCUCAAGGCUGGCUCGCCGGUGCUUAGGGCUUCGCUCCUACAGUGGCUGGCGGAGCACUUGCCUAAUGUGCCAGCCAAGUCGUUUCCUCGCGAGGAGCUGUCGCUAUGCGUGCCAGUGCUGUUCGCGUGUCUCGAAGACCGCGCGGCUGACGUGCGUAAAGCUACUGCGGACUGCGUGUUCCCUUUCAUGCUGCACCUGGGCUACGAGGCCAUGCACAAGCAGCUGGACAAGCUGAAGCCCGGAUCAAAGUCAGUGGUACAAGCGGCGCUAGACAAGGCGCGUCCCAAUCUUCCGGUUCAGCCGCUGCCGACCAAAAGCAAGAAGGACGAACCACGCGGCGUGAAGUCUGCAGGGGCUCUCAAGAAAGAGGCUGAGAAGAAGUCCGUCAUACCCGCUAAGGGCAAGGGACCAGCAAAACCAUCGUCUGCAUCAAGCCGCGGCAAGAAGGACGACGAGGACUGCACUCCCUUGCUGCCGAACAACAACGCCAAGAACCAAAGAAUCAUCGACGACCAGAAACUAAAAGUACUGAAAUGGAACUUCACGACUCCCCGCGAGGAGUUCUUCGAGCUGCUGAAGGAGCAGAUGGCGACGGCGGGACUCAACAAGCAGCUCAUAGCUAACAUGUUCCACAACGACUUCAGAUACCACCUAAAAGCCAUCGAGGCUCUCUCCGACGAUCUCAACGAGAACGGCUCAGCCCUCAUGGCCAAUCUCGACCUGGUGCUGAAGUGGCUGACGCUGCGCUUCUUCGACACCAACCCGUCCGUCAUCCUCAAGGGCCUGGAGUAUCUCUCGCUGGUCUUCCAGUAUCUGAUGGACAGCGAUUACACCAUGGCGGAGUAUGAGGCUAACUGCUUCAUACCGUAUCUGGUGCUCAAGGUGGGCGACCCAAAAGACACGGUCCGCAACGGCGUGAAGGCUCUAUUCAAGCAGAUCUGCGUGGUGUACUCCGUCACCAAGCUGUUCGGAUACCUCAUGGAGGGGCUCAAGUCCAAGAACGCACGGCAGAGGGCUGAAUGUUUGGAAUGCAUCGGGCACCUGCUAGAGACAUACGGCUCGACAGUGAUGUCCCCAACCGGCGGGGCCGCGUUGAAGGAGCUGGCCCGCCAUAUUGGGGACAGAGAUAAUGCGGUGCGCUCCGCCGCGCUCAAUUGCGUCGCCAGCGCUUACUUCCUGGAGGGGGAGAAGGUGUACAAGAUGAUCGGCCAGAUAUCCGACAAAGAUCUAUCGCUGCUGGAAGAGCGUAUCAAACGCGCUGGCAAGAGUCGCAGCGCAGAAGUGCGGAGGUCUAUGGUCGUGCCACUUUCUGCCUCCGGCAAGCCCAUACAGCAAGUUAUGGAGGACGAGCCGCCGAGACGCGUGAUCUCAGUGGACACGGCGCCCACGGAGUACAUCGAGGAGGAGGAAGAGGAGCAGCCGCCGCCGCCAGUUCAUGUGCCGGCGCCACCAGAGCCCAAACUAAUCAGCGGCCCGUUCGGGCUGGAUCCAGAACUGAUCGCGCAACUGGACGCCGCCGUGCCCGUGCUGCGUAGGCCCGACCUGCCCGAGCUCGACCUCAAGUUCCUCGACGACCCCAUCCCCGUGAGCGGCGUGCGGACCGUGACGCAGCACUCGCAGCCCGCUGGCAGGCACAGCAUGGUGCCAAUGUCGCCGCCUCGCCAUAUGGCGCCGCACCCGCUGGUGUCGUCGGCUCAGCAUUCGCAGUCCUCCAUCGACGACUCACAACUGGCCGACACCAUCCACUCCAUCGCUAGUCCUGAUCUCAAUGCCGCAAUCCGAGCCCUGUCGCUCAUCUCUGGAGCUUUAGUCUCUGGUCGCGGCGCGGCGCUGGCUUCCCACGAGCAGCGUCUAGUGAGCGCUAUAGCGGCGCAAGUGCGGCGCCUGCGCUGCGGCCCGCCGGCUGACGCGCUGCCUGCAUACAAGUAUCUCGCCGGAGCUCUUACUACCUUCUACGAGACAGCGGGCUGCGGGUCACAGGUCGGCGAGCAGGCGCUAUGUUCUCUACUCGGCGAGUUACUCCGCGUGCUGGGAGCCGGCGGCGGCGGGCCCGACGCGGAGCGGCUCGUGCGCAUCCUCAACAACGUGUGCGUGCGCGUGCUCGAGCACUCGCCGCGCACGCACCUGCUGUGGUCGGCGAGCAGGCGCUAUGCUCGCUGCUCGGCGAGCUACAAGGAUACUACUACUACUACCGGAGCGGCUCGUGCGCAUCCUCAACAACGUGUGCGUGCGCGUGCUCGAGCACUCGCCGCGCACGCACCUGCUGUGGUGAGUGCCGGGCUCGGGUCACAGGUCGGCGAGCAGGCGCUAUGCUCGCUGCUCGGCGAGCUACAAGGAUACUACUACUACUACCGGAGCGGCUCGUGCGCAUCCUCAACAACGUGUGCGUGCGCGUGCUCGAGCACUCGCCGCGCACGCACCUGCUGUGGUGAGUGCCGGGCUCGGGUCACAGGUCGGCGAGCAGGCGCUAUGCUCGCUGCUCGGCGAGCUACAAGGAUACUACUACUACUACCGGAGCGGCUCGUGCGCAUCCUCAACAACGUGUGCGUGCGCGUGCUCGAGCACUCGCCGCGCACGCACCUGCUGUGGUCGGCGAGCAGGCGCUAUGCUCGCUGCUCGGCGAGCUACAAGGAUACUACUACUACUACCGGAGCGGCUCGUGCGCAUCCUCAACAACGUGUGCGUGCGCGUGCUCGAGCACUCGCCGCGCACGCACCUGCUGUGGUGAGUGCCGGGCUCGGGUUACAGGUCGGCGAGCAGGCGCUAUGCUCGCUGCUCGGCGAGCUACAAGGAUACUACUACUACUACCGGAGCGGCUCGUGCGCAUCCUCAACAACGUGUGCGUGCGCGUGCUCGAGCACUCGCCGCGCACGCACCUGCUGUGGUGAGUGCCGGGCUCGGGUCACAGGUCGGCGAGCAGGCGCUAUGCUCGCUGCUCGGCGAGCUACAAGGAUACUACUACUACUACCGGAGCGGCUCGUGCGCAUCCUCAACAACGUGUGCGUGCGCGUGCUCGAGCACUCGCCGCGCACGCACCUGCUGUGUGCAAUCGUCUCCCUCCUCCACGAUUCCAUCGGCGUGUCCGAACCUGCCUACCCUCGCUACCAGGACCUGCUCCUCAAGUGCUUCUGGAAGACGCUGAAGAUGAUCUCGACCUGGGACGCCAAUUCGGUGGAUUACGACGCUGUACUGCAUAAGAUACAUCUGUUCUACCGCGCAUAUCCCAACAGCUAUUGGAAGAAGAACCCUGACAUCAGUGAUACUCCGUACAGAACGGUGAAGACACUAGUGCACACUCUAGUCAAGAUGAAGGGCGCGUCAAUAACGAACCACCUUACGCAGAUACCCGACGUCAACGAGUCCGAUCUCUAUCCUUACCUUCUCAAAGUUCUGAAGCAACUGAAGCUAGACGAGAAGAAAGAGAACACAUCGGACGCUCUGAACGGCGGCUCGGUUCUGGCGACGGUGACCCCCAACGCCGCUCUCACGGCUGGCCGCCUGCCGCGCGGGGUCCAUGACGAGCUGGCACUGAUCUUGAAAAGGAUCGGCAGCAAGGAGCAUAACAAACACGCGCUGGCGCAGCUCUACGAUCUGAGGGUAGGUAUAGUCUGGUCCGGGGGGCCCGGUCACAGGCCAGGCUCCUCCUUAAAAAUGACCCUAGAUACGCCUAUGGUGGUGGUCGCUCGCUGCCCGCGGUCUGACGCCGCUCCCCGCCUGCCGCGCGGGGUCCACGACGAGCUGGCGCUGAUCCUGAAGAGGAUCGGCAGCAAGGAGCAUAACAAACACGCGCUGGCGCAGCUCUACGACCUGAGGGAGCGUCACCCCGAAGUGGACAUCUGGACGUUCAUGCAGGGCUCGUCGUUCUACUUCCGCAACUACGUGGAGCGCGGCCUGCGCGAGGUGGCCGAGCAGAGGAAGCUCGCCUCCAUGCCCAUCUACAAGCACGACUACAAGACCGACAGUAUCGAUAUCAGUAAUGAAAACGACGAAAAAUCGCACGUGAUAUUCUUAGAACGACUCAGAGCCCUACAAGCCAAAGCAGGUCUGAAAACCGAGUCGCCGUCGUCACAGCCGCGGACGCCGAUGGGCGACAACCGCUCCCUCGCCGACUCCAUCAACGACAACUCGCUGCCGCGCGCGCACAGCAUCGACCCGCAGCUCGAGCUACACACCACGCAGCCGAUGUCGCAAAAGAACGAGGCAGCAGUCGACGCUCUCCGUCUCAAGCUACAACAAAUCAAAAGCUCCUCUAAGAGAUAAGACUGCCUCACUCGCACGCACCCCGGAAUUGUAGCUCUCUCUCUCACUCACACGUUUGACAUCACACUUGCCUCCGAGAUGAUGAUAAGCGAUUUAACACCUUUCUGCCAUGCGUUAAGAAUGACAUUCACGAGAAACUUGACAAGUUAUAUUUAUUUCUCGAACUUCAAUAAAAAUCCUGUGUUGGCGCUUUACGUAUAAGUUAUAUAAGAACUCAAGUUACAGCUUUGAAGAAAAUAGCUUUAAAAAUACAAAAAAAUAAAUCCUAAAUAUGUUUAGUGUCUGAAUCCAUUUUCUCAUUUAUAAAUCUCACAUGGAUCAUCAAGCCUUGACAAGUAUUUUAAAAUCUUAAUAGUAUUUACUUUAAUGGCCUAUGUGUGUGUCUUAACUACGUCCAAUAUUGUUAUUGUGCCCUCUGCCGAGUCGGAAACUUGACAAUAUGGCAGAACAAUACCGCCAAAAACAGGGUAAAAUGCUUGAAAAAUAAAUUGGUCUUCAACCUUGGUAGGGGGGCACUAGACGAAUUGGUGAAUCGUGAGAUCGUUCUUGAGUACCGAGAAAUUAUAUUUAGGAAAGAUAUUAGUCUAAUAUCUCAUUAACAAUUCAAUUCACUAAAUUAUACGAAAUAAUCCAUCAACUAAUUGCACGAUUAAUCGUCGGUAUGUUAACGAGUUGCGAUCUCGAUUCACUGUGUUCCGAAAUUGUUGUGAAAAUAUGAUAGUUGUCUGUGUGAACAUAAAAGUAUAAUGUAAUGCAACUGUGUGGUGUUUGCUUGCCGUUUGUUGGAUGUCGAUAUUGUUCAUAAAUAAACAUUAUAGUCCGAUAUCGGAAUCACUACGGUAUCGUAAUGUACUUGAAAAUUGCACGAACAUGAGAAAAUCCCAAUCUAUUGUAGAUUUUAUUCCUACUUCAAAGAAACUAAGACCCUAACUUUCUUUAUAUUGAAUAGAUAAAUACAUUACAUUAUGUUUUGAAAUAUACUUUGUCUCUUCAGGCAUACAAAUAUUAAAACAUUAAUUAAAUAAAUGUCAAUCUAUUCAAUAUUAAAGAUGUUUGGGCAAAUGUUUGGUAUAUUAUAUUGGGUACUUUAAAGAAUUCCACUAUAGUAUGCACUAGUGGCACAUUUGUAAAACCUGUUGUGUAAACUAUCUAAAUUAAGCGAACCUGCCCCAUCAUUUAAAAAUCAUUGCAUAGUAUACAAUGCUCUUGUAUUGACGUACUUUGAAGUUAUGCUACUAUCUAUAAUUAUUUAAUUAAUUAUGCCUAUUAAGGAGGUAAAAAGUAACUGACUUAGUUUAUUUUAGUUUACAAACUGCAUUCUUUUAUAAUUCUAUUGAACCUUUAUUUAUUAUUUUGUUCUGAUUUCUGACAUGUAAAUUAUCUUGUAUAUUGAGAAUUCUCGUUUGAUCUUACGCUAUGUGUGCCGAAAGUUAAAAAUAUACCCGUGUCUUUAUAGUCAACACAAUAAUCAAUAUACAAUUUUUAAUGUAACGAAAAUAUUUAGUAAUAGACCAGUAGUGAGAAUUGAUGGAUAUCGGAUAGUUUUGUAUUUAUAGUCAAUGUAGUUUUCAGUGCAAUUGAAAACUAUCAAUUGAUAUGUUAUCCACAGUUGGCGAGUUCGUAGCGCAGUGGUUUGUUCCUCGUUUGGUUCGAAUAUUAUAAUCAUUGUGUUUUGGUUUGAUGUGUUUUAAGACUGUUACGAUUUGCGGUUGGUUUUAAAAUUCAAUACUCAAUUAUUAUUCAAGUUAAUGUUUACUAACUUUUUUGUUAACGAGUUAGGGGGCAACAUGUACUUUUUAAAUAUGCGGACAUUAUUGUAAUGUAGAAUCUAUUUGUCACUGUCACCUCUACUCUCUCAUAGUUUUAAUUAAAUUGUUGAAUUGUAUGCAUGUUUCCAUGUUUCUCAGAUCAUAGACGUGUUUUAAGAUUAUAUUCUUCCCCGCCCUAACUUGUGCAUAGACUAAUGUUUUUUCUACAAUAUUUUUGAUAAUGUGAAAUGUUAACUAGACUUACUGUGUUGUGUUUAUUUGAGAUGGAACGCUCGAUCAUCCAGUAGGUUUAUUAGAAAACUUAGAAGCUGAGAUGAGGCCAUAUUUAUAUUUCGCGACAUUUUACUCCCCUCGUUAUUAGAAAUAUGAAAUCAAACAUUCCCUUCAGUAUUGGUUCUUAAUGUACAAAUUUUUCUCAUCUUAAUAUACAUUUUACUAUAUUUAUCCAUAUUUCAUCUUUUUCAUUUAAGAAUGUUACGUAACUUACGUAAUAUUACUUUACAUAAUAUGCAAAACGAAAAUGGUAUAUUAUUCCUUUUCUAUUUUGAAAACCGUGUUAUUUUGAUUUCAUUGUUAGGAUGGAAUACGGAAUAUGGCAACUAUCAAAAUGCAAUAUUUGGCUCGAAUUUCUGAAGCCUAGAAUUAUGGUGCAGUACCUUCCUGUUAUUUACGAAGUUUCGUUAAAAUAUUUUCAGUUUCCGUUCGUUCAUUUAUGUUAUUAGAUUAAUUACUAUUAUUCUCUAGUUAAAAAUAUUUUGCGUUUCAUACUGAUAUUUGACGUCAUUAAUUUUACUAUUGUGAGCAUUUAUUUAUUGUAUGUAAAUUAAUAUUGUAAAAUCAUGAUGUAAUAAUGAUAAAUAAAGUUCAUACAACACUAAA